GAUAAUCUCAGGGUGUUCCUCUGUGCGGAGAGAAAGAGAGAGAAAGAGAGGCAAAGUUUGGACACACUGAAGCUGGUUACACAGAUAAACUAGUAAGAGACCCUGUGAGGAACAGGUGCCGCACCACUCAUCAAGAAGAAGAGGGUAAAGAUGAAAAAGUAUGUUGUCACCAGGCCACUCUACUCAGAGGACGCCUUCGCAGACGAACAUGAGAAGAUCCACAGGUACCAUAAGACCGUGCGGCACCAUGUCAAGCAGUACUUCACUUGUGACCUCAAGCGCGCUAAGAACGCAGCGCUCUCUCUGCUGCCCUUCAUUGGUUGGAUGAGAAUCUACCAGCUGAAGGAAUGGUUGCUGAGUGAUAUUGUAUCUGGGGUCAGCACUGGACUGGUAGCUGUUCUACAAGGUCUGGCGUACUCCCUGCUGGCCUCCCUCCCUCCAUGGUACGGACUCUUCACUGCCUUCUUCCCAGUGAUCGUCUACUUCUUCCUUGGCACUUCCAGACAUAUCUCAGUAGGGGCAUUCCCUGUUCUGAGCCUCAUGGUGGGUGCAGUGGUGACGAGGCUGGUGCCUGACGAAGGCCCCCCAGUCAACAUCACUGGGUUUGAGGGGCUGACCAGCGAUGAGCAGAGAGUAAUGGUGGCCGCCUCUGUCACCUUCCUCAUGGGGAUAAUGCAGCUGGCCAUGGGUCUGCUGCAGGUAGGCUUCAUCGUCAUGUACCUGUCAGACACGCUGGUGUCUGGGUUCACCACCGCGGCUGCCGUCCACAUCCUGGUGUCCCAGCUGAAGUUUGUGUUGGGCCUGGUGGUGCCGGGACUCAGUGGACCGCUGUCCAUCAUUUAUACCCUGGAGAAGAUCUUUGUCCAGAUCGAGAAGACCAACGUGUGUGACCUGGUGACAUCCAUAUUGAUCAUGGUGGUGGUGUUCGUAGUGAAGGAGAUCAACGACAGAUACAAAGCCAAGCUGCCUGUUCCCAUCCCCAUAGAGGUUAUCAUGACUGUCAUCGCUUGUGGCGUUUCCUAUGCAUUCAACUUCCGGGCGAAUUAUAAAGUUGAUGUUGUCGGACGUAUUCCAGUGGGGUAUGAGUCACCAAUGGCCCCAAACAUGCAGAUCUUCGGGCAGACUGCUGUUGAGGCGUUCCCUAUGGCCAUAGUGGGCUUUGCUGUAGCCUUCUCUGUUGCCAAGGUCUACUCUGUCAAACACGAUUACAUCAUAGACGGAAAUCAGGAGCUGAUAGCUUUUGGGGCCAGUAACAUCUUUGGAGCAGCCUUUAAGUCGUUUGCAGCAAGCACAGCUCUCUCCAGGAGUGCGGUACAGGAGAGUACAGGUGGUAAAACCCAGAUCGCUGGUCUACUGUCAGCACUCAUUGUGAUGGUCGUCACCUUGGCUAUCGGGUUCUUAUUGGAGCCACUCCCAAAGUCAGUGCUGGGGGCGGUGGUCAUAGUCAACCUGAAGGGGAUGCUGAUGCAGAUCAGAGAAGUCCCUUACCUGUGGAGGAGAGACCGGCCCGACUGUGUGGUGUGGCUGGUGACCUGCCUGGCUUCCAUCCUGUUGGGGCUGGAUCUGGGGCUGGCUGUAGGUCUGGGGGUCGAGCUGAUCACUGUUGUCUUCAGGGCUCAGUUCCCACGUUGCAGUGUCCUGGCCAAUAUCACAGGAACAGAUAUCUACAAAGACCGCAAGGAUUACAUGAGUAUCUAUGAGCCAGAGGGUGUUAAGAUCUUCAGGAUACCUUCACCCAUCUUCUUUGCCAAUAUCGAUUUUUUCAGAGGCAAGCUGGUGGAAGCUGUUGGCGUUAACCCUUUGAGGGUGUUGAGAAAGAGAAACAAAGCGCUGAGGAAGAUCAGGAAACUUCUAAAGAAAGGAAAGCUGCAGAUGACAUCUAAAGGCCUACUGCUCACCAGCUCUGGUCCCAUUGAGGAGUCUGAGGAUGAGAGCAACAUGGAGGAUCUGGACCAGCCCACUGACUUCAAGGACCUUCCUGUCCAGGUGAACUGGAACUCUGAGCUUCCUGCCAACAUCCAAGUCCCCAGAGUAGACGUCCACAGCCUGAUCCUGGACUUCUCUGCCGUCUCCUUCCUCGACAUCUCUGCCCUUAAGGGACUCAAAGUGGCACUCAAAGAGCUAAUUCGGGUUGAAGUUGAGGUCUACAUUGUGGCAUGUGACGCGUACAUCCUGGAGAAACUGCACAGCUGUAAGUUCUUUGACGACGAGGUGAAGUCGUCCAUGUUUUUCCUGACCCUCCAUGAUGCCAUGCUGCAUAUCCUGGAGAAACAUCCAGUAAACUCUGAAAACACGAAAGUCUGCGAAAAGGUUAUAACAACAGCCACUAUCUAUGGCAACCAAUGCAAUGGUGUGUCCAGUUUGCGUAGCAGGGACAAAUUUGUACAUGUCUCAGAACCAGAAACCAAGUUCUAGUUCCAGAACGACACUCUUAGAUGUCAGUAUUUUAAGAGUUCUUCGGCUGUCCCCAUAGGAGAACCCUUUGAAUAACCCUUUUUGGUUCGACGGUAGAACCCUUUCCACA
Messenger RNA from Coregonus clupeaformis (lake whitefish), 2524 nucleotides. RefSeq names its product chloride anion exchanger. Gene Ontology annotation, biological process: transmembrane transport. The transcript is spliced from 21 exons. Gene Ontology annotation, molecular function: chloride transmembrane transporter activity; sulfate transmembrane transporter activity; oxalate transmembrane transporter activity. Bases 151 to 2415 code for a protein of 754 amino acids. NCBI's taxonomy places the organism in Eukaryota, Metazoa, Chordata, Actinopteri, Salmoniformes, Salmonidae. Gene Ontology annotation, cellular component: membrane. The record is from RefSeq and is a predicted model, not a curated record.